CUACUGAGGAGUUGUCAGUCUCUCUUAAACUUCAACGAAUACCAUAUUCAGUAACGGUUGCAUUGUUCGAUGGGCAGCAUUUGUUGGUUGAUCCAACUGAAGUAGAAGAAUCGAUCACGAGCGAACAAAUCACCAUUGUUUUCGAUGAAGCUGGGCAGUUAUGCACGAUAUGGAAAGCUGGAGGGUUGCCAUCUUCACCGGAGCAUCUAAAGCAAUGCAUGAAUAUUGCGCGAGAAAGAUACAAACAAAUAAGCAUGAUUGUGAAAAACUAG
Molecule: messenger RNA, 272 nt
Organism: Racocetra persica
Lineage: Eukaryota; Fungi; Glomeromycota; Glomeromycetes; Diversisporales; Gigasporaceae
Source: the annotation of a GenBank genome assembly